AUGGCUGAGUCUUCCCCUUCAAAUGACCUCCGGCAGAUCCUGAAACUAAUGCAGAAACGUGAACGCGAGCACGCAGCAGAGAUGCAAGAACUCCGUAACGCCAUUGCAGAUUUGAAGGAGAACAUGGCCCAUGGAGGAGCGAACUCACACGUGUUACAAUGGAUAUUUAAAGCGAAGCAAUUUUUCGAGUAUUACGAUACUCCAGACGAACAACGAUUGACCAUAACAGCGAUUCAUUUUGAAAAAGAAGUGGUGUCAUGGUAUCAAAUGAUGCAAAGAAAUAAUCCCAUCGUUUCCUGGAAUACCUUUGUCCGCUCGUUAGAGUUGGAAUUUGGCCCUUCACCCUUCGAAUCCCCUAGAUCUACCUUGUUUAAACUCAACCAAUCCACCUCUGUCCAUGAGUAUUAUGUGCAGUUUAUAGCAUUGGCUAACAAGAUUUAUGGUGUUAGUAGUGAAGCCCUUCUCGAUUGUUUCAUCAGUGGGCUGAAACCCGACAUUCGUCGGGAGAUCAUAGCUCAAGCACCAAACACAAUACUCAAAGCCAUUUCUUUAGCCCGCCUAUUUGAAGAGAAAUACUCUUUCAAACCACGACCAUACCACCCCAACACUUCCAAAAAUACCACUCCAAACACAUCACCUACUACUACUCAAUCUUAUACCAAUCCCUCACAACAACCACUUCUCCCUACCCCUAACCAACGACCUUUUCCCCAGACCUUUCGCCCCAACACCAUUAAACGUAUGUCACCUGCGGAGAUGCAAUCACGUGGGGAAAAAGGGCUAUGUUAUACAUGUGAUGAAAAAUUCACAGCAAACCAUAAGUGCCCGAAUCGUCAAUAUACCUUCCUCCAAGUUGAAUAUGAAAAGGAGGAGGAGCAGACUAAUACCGACAUUCCGGCCUUAGAACAACACCUCGAACACCAUCUUUCUCUUAAUGCCUUAAAGGGUGCUGCUGGUGUGGGAACUAUGAGAUUCCAGGGAUCAUUAAACGGCAUGACUAUUCAGAUAUUGUUGGAUAGUGGGAGUUCUGAUAAUUUCUUGCAACCACGAAUCGCUCAUUGCCUUAGGCUUCCGGUGGAGGAGAUGUCCUCACUGCAAGUUUUGGUAGGCAACGGAAAUGCCAUGUUGACUGAAGGGGUUAUUAAAGAAAUCCAGGUUAAGGUGCAAGGACAUACACUUACACUUCCCGUGUACUUACUACCUGUUUCUGGUGCGGAUUUGAUAUUAGGUGCUGCUUGGUUGGCUACUAUCGGUCCACACAUUGCGGAUUAUCGUUCAUUAGCCUUAAAGUUUUAUUUGGAUAAAAAACUUAUUACACUGCAAGGUGAGCUUCCAACUCUGCCCAAUCCAGCCGAGCUACAUCAGCUACAUAGACUGUGCAAAACGGAUGCUAUUGCAGAGUUGUUUACCUUACAACUAACUCAACCUCUACCUCUAGAGGAUGAUGGCUUAGUUAUACCAGAGAAUAUUGAACCAGAAAUUGCACUUCUUCUUCACACUUACAGAAUGAUAUUUGCCACACCAAAGGGCCUUCCCCCGAAUAGAUCUCAGAACCAUUCCAUUCCCCUCUUGCCGGAUGUGCAUGCUGUGAGAGUCAGGCCCUAUAAAUACCCUCAUAGUCAGCAACAACAGAUUGAAAGUAUGGUUCACCAGAUGUUGGCGGAAGGCAUUAUUACCCACAUCACCAGCUCCUUUUCAUCUCCAUUUAUUCUGGUAAAAAAGAAAGAUGGUACUUGGAGAUUUUGUACUGACUACAGGGCCUUGAAUGCUGUCACAAUCAAAGACAGAUUUCCUAUACCAACCGUGGAAGAAUUACUAGAUGAAUUAUUUGGUGCUAAAUUUUUCUCUAAGUUGGAUAUUCGAUCAGGCUAUCACCAAAUAUUUGUCCAUCCAGCUGACAGAUGCAAAACUGCUUUUAGAACCCAUCAAGGCCACUAUGAAUGA
This is a messenger RNA of Vigna radiata var. radiata (mung bean), 1944 nucleotides long. RefSeq lists its product as uncharacterized. The coding region runs from base 1 to 1944 and encodes 647 amino acids. The record is from RefSeq and is a predicted model, not a curated record. The transcript has 2 exons. NCBI's taxonomy places the organism in Eukaryota, Viridiplantae, Streptophyta, Magnoliopsida, Fabales, Fabaceae.